CAACACUUUUUAGAAGGGAAUCAGCACUCAACCUUAUCCUUACUCAUACUUUACCAGAAGCACCAGCCACAGUGCGCCACACCAUGCCGGGUUUCCCUUCAGCCUCGCCCUCGCCGUGCCGGAACAAGCUCGAUGCCUUCAAACCUUGUCCAUCAACCAUCACAACUCCCUCUUUUCUCUUUCUCAGCCUCUACGAUACUGCAGUCGCUGCUAGGCUCAUUCUGCCAAAACAAUGUCGUCGUAUCUAGAGAAGCAGUCCUCCGUCUUCAGAGGCAGUCUCGCCUCGGCCGCGUCCAAGCUUUCAAACCCAUCCAGCAUCAAGGCCGCGACGGCCGCAUCUCUCGCUCCGCCAUCGCCAUCGCCCUCGGCCGCCUCAGAUAGCAAUACGCCGACGUCGAAAAGGAAGCGGGAUGUAGCGCCGGACGUGCCGUUCUCGCAGCCGCAGCUGACGGGCUACGGCGCCGAGGUCAAGACGCAGAUGACGUUUGCGGUGGACUACCUGAAGAAGAAGGGCGAUGCCAAGACCAUCACGGACAUCAUCGACCACCUGAGUCUGAGGAACUACACGGAGGAGCACAAGAAGGAGCUGAUGGAGGGGCUGAGGGGGCAUCCGAGGGUGGAGUGGAAGCCGGAUCCCAGUCUGAGCGAGCAGACGUGGAAGACGGGCACGUACAAGCACCGGCCCAUCAUCCCAGGGGUCAGGGACGCCACGUCGCUGCUGGCGCAUCUGCAGCGCAAGACGGACGCCUCGGGCGUGUCGGUCAAGGACCUCAAGGACGGCUGGCCCGACUGCGAGGACACGCUGGCGAAGCUGGAGAAGGAGCACAAGGUGCUGGUGGUGCGCACCAAGAAGGACAAUUUCCCGCGCUACGUCUGGGCCGACGACGCGUCCCUGCACAACCCGGUCGAGCCGGAGUUCCAGGCCAUGUGGCGCCGCGUGCAGCUGCCCAGCCUGGACGAGAUGCAUCGCAAGCUGGUGAGCGUGGGACAGAAGCCGACGAGCGACGACCCGCGCAAGGCGGCGGUGACGACGAAGCCCAAGCAGCAGAAGAAGAGGGCUGGCAAGCGCAUCGGAAAGGCGACGAAUACGCACAUGACGCAUUUGCUCAACGAUUACAGCGGAAUGAGGCGGUGAUUUUCCUCAGUCGGGCUGAAAAACUGUGGGAUGCUGAAAAUUGGGUGUACAUCAUGAUGAGUANGGGGGGGGG
Trichoderma asperellum CBS 433.97 is the source of this 1208-nucleotide messenger RNA. RefSeq lists its product as uncharacterized. Gene Ontology annotation, cellular component: transcription factor TFIIE complex. Gene Ontology annotation, molecular function: TFIIH-class transcription factor complex binding. NCBI's taxonomy places the organism in Eukaryota, Fungi, Ascomycota, Sordariomycetes, Hypocreales, Hypocreaceae. Gene Ontology annotation, biological process: transcription initiation at RNA polymerase II promoter. The record is from RefSeq and is a predicted model, not a curated record.